Molecule: messenger RNA, 908 nt
Organism: Spinacia oleracea (spinach)
Lineage: Eukaryota; Viridiplantae; Streptophyta; Magnoliopsida; Caryophyllales; Amaranthaceae
Exons: 5
Coding region: 76-756 (226 amino acids)
Molecular function (GO): protein binding
Source: RefSeq, a predicted model, not a curated record
UAUCCAAAUAUGUUAGCCACAUAAGAUAAAAGAAAAUAAAAUGAAUUGAUAGAAAAGAAUACUCCGAAAAUAAUAAUGGAAGCAAUUGUUGGUAAAUCUCUCUGUUAUGCAAAGAUUUGUAAGCCCGAAAGAAGUUGUUGUUCUCCUUCAAGUUCAAUAUCACCAACAAUUUUACAAUGUAAAGUUUCAAUGUUUGGUUAUGAAUCUGGUCGAAAAGUGGAAUGUAUGAGAAUGAUAAAGCCAUUAAUAUUAUUCCCAGAUCAUGAAAGGAAUAACAAGGUUGGAGUUGUAUAUGCUUCUUCUGAAGGUGAAGCUUCCCCUGCUAGUAAUGUUGUUCAAGGCUGGCUUCUUGAACCUGUUGGAGAUGGAGACUGGAAGCACAUAGGUUUUAAGGUUGCAAUGCCAGGUGCAUAUGAAAUUUUAUCUAGUGAUGAAAUGGUUAUCGGGAGACAAGCUGGGAAAGCAGAUAUAGUCAUCCCUGUUGCCACAGUUUCAGGGAUGCAUGCUAGAAUUCAGAACAAACAAGGGAGUUUAUUAAUCAGUGACUUAGAUAGCACAAAUGGGACUUACAUCAAUGAAACAAGAGUAGUACCCGGUACCAAGGCCGUUGUACCCCCCGGAAGCUUACUCACAUUUGGGGACAACCAUCUUGCAAUAUUUCGGGUUUCGAAGAUUGAGAAAACUGUAAGCAAUGAACCAGAAGAAUCUCAAGAGAAAACAGAAAUUGAAACCACAGAGGUGGCUCCUCAACCUUAAAACUGCAUAACAAAUGAUUCCCUGCUACUCCACUUUGCAUUUCGGAAUUUUGUUAUCAAAUUUCUUACAUGUACCCGCAUAAUAAGCUCACCCGUAAUGGCUGCUAUAUCUCUUCUACAUUUUUUUAUAUAAUAAAAUACGGUAUUGACAAA